GGUAUGCUUCUCCUCAUGGAUCAGAUCAUAAUUCGACGAUGUCAUCAGAUACUAUGCCCAAUCUUUUCCCGGACCGGCCUAUUAGGCCGCUGCCGAAACGGAGACUUCGAGAACGACUAUCCCCUCAGGUUGCAGAGUCGAUAAAAUACCCACCUUCGAUGCUCAACUCGGUUCCCCUCUUUCAAUAUCCCUGCUCAUCAAAAGAAGAGGAAGCUCAUUCAAACAUCGGUUUCACGGGUUCAUCUGGGGGGCUGCAACAAGUUGAGUCGGCAAAAAGUCUCCCAGGCCGCCGAAAUGGAGGGGUCAACGGAGCAGAUGGAAUAGAGACAGGAAGGAGCGCGUUCGUUACAAGAUCUACGCCUGAGCUUUGGAAUCGGACGGUGCCUGUUUCUUCAAGACCAGAGCAAUCACGCUCAAGAACGCAACCCGCUCCAUCGACUCCCUCAUCGGUUGAUGGUUAUGAUUCAUUCGAGAAUACGAACAAUAAGAAGAAACGAAAAAUCCCCUCAGCGGGCGAUUCGGUACUCAACUCGGCUCACGGGCUUAAUAUCGAUAUGAGCUCACAUCCAACAUCUGCUGGCGCUAGCUCACCCUCGGGUGAAGUCAAUAAUGAUCAUUCGCUUUACAGUUCGGCGGGGUAUACCACGACAGGAAGCUUCGGUUCAAAUGGCCAGGGUAUGUCUGGGUCUGGGAGAGGCAGGCUUGGCAGGUCAAGGAAUUGUAGGAGUCCUUUACGAGCCCUCUCUGAUGGCAACAACUUGUCAGCUUCUCGCACCUCGAAAAGCGCAUCACAAUGGUCGUCUGAGCAUGAAGGAUCCAGCGGUAUUAUUAGAAACGCAAUAGCCAACGCGGGAAAAUUACCCCCCCAAGGAGAAGAGAACGUGAGCCUCUUGCAACAGCACUCUGCUAAAAGCAAAAGCACACCCUCCUCAUCCCAAUUCACGUUCACCUGCGACUCGCAAGUCACCGGCACAUUGCAUUGGCCCGCCAACUCGUCCAGACAUAACAUGGGUCAGCAGUCAAGCUUCAUGAACGGAGCUCCAACAGCUCACCACGAGGACCCUGCCAAGGCCUCCAAUCGCGAACGAAGAAAGACUCGCCGGCAAUUUGAAAAAGAACUGGUCAGAGGAGCAGAGGAUCGUCGGCAGGCAGCUGCUCGACGCUAUUAUCAGAACCCCCCUAAACCCGAAGACUUUUGGAUUUGCGAGUUUUGUGAUUAUGAAGCUAUUUUUGGAGAGCCUCCGCGGGCUCUCCUUCGGUCAUACGAGAUCAAGGACCACAAGAAAAGGCAAGAAGAGGCCGAUAGGAAACGGCUCCUAGAGAAGGCGAAACAAAAAACCCGAAAGGGCAAAAAGAAUGGGAAACCAUCUUCUAGGGGAAGCAUGGCAAAUCAACAUGACUCAGCUGGCGCAUAUGAAACGAACGUGUCUCCGCACAAUCAAUCUGGCAAUAGUCAGUCAACGCAGUCGGAGGACGAUGAGGACGAACAAACAGCCGAGUCUGAACAGACGUACCACAUCCCUCAGCCAAGUAGGAGGCUGGAAAAUGAAGAAGAUAGAGGAGGAGGCCCGAGUCGGAGAAGAGGACAAAGCGUUGACAGUGGGGGGGCUGGCAUACCUCGGGCUCCGACAAUUGAACUUGCAGUACCA
Clonostachys byssicola is the source of this 1649-nucleotide messenger RNA. The record is from the annotation of a GenBank genome assembly. NCBI's taxonomy places the organism in Eukaryota, Fungi, Ascomycota, Sordariomycetes, Hypocreales, Bionectriaceae.